Messenger RNA from Daucus carota subsp. sativus, 2242 nucleotides. Its product is annotated as zinc finger CCCH domain-containing protein 67-like. The coding region runs from base 88 to 2001 and encodes 637 amino acids. The transcript is spliced from 6 exons. NCBI's taxonomy places the organism in Eukaryota, Viridiplantae, Streptophyta, Magnoliopsida, Apiales, Apiaceae. Gene Ontology annotation, molecular function: mRNA binding; metal ion binding. The record is from RefSeq and is a predicted model, not a curated record.
AGCACAAACAUAAAACUACUUGUACUGAAUUACUGGGAGCUUUCACACCAAAACUUGAGGGGGUUUUGUUUGAAAUGUGAAGAAGAGAUGGAGGGCAUUGAUGAAAAGCUUGAUCUUUCUGUUGAUUCUCAUAACCCAGUUGAAGAUAAUCAACAAGAGGGGCAGAAGCUAGGGUUAGGGUUUGAAAGCCCAAAUCUUGUUGAUCAAACCCUAGAUCAUCAAUCAGGAGGUGAUCAAGAAGAUGGGUUGUGUCAGAAGCUUGAUGAGAUGGGUGUGCAAGAUAAAGAUGGUUUGAUUGGUGAAAAAAAGAUUGAUGGGGUUGGUGAAAAGGAUGAUUUUGAGGGUGAAAAGAAGGAUUUUGAGGGUGAAAAGAGGGAUGAAGGCUUUGAAAAGAAGGAUUUUGAUGGUGAAAAGAGUGAUGAGGGCUUGGUAAAGAAUGAGUUUGAGGGGGAAAAGAGUGAUGAGGGCUUGGAAAAGAACGAGUUUGAGGGUGAAAAGAGUGAUGAGGGCUUGGAAAAGAAUGAGUUUGAGGGUGAAAAGAGUGAUGAGGGCUUGGAAAAGAAUGAGUUUGAGGGUGAUGUGAAAGAGGGGGGAGCUGAAGGUGAGGUAGAUGAUACGAAAGGCGAUGCGAAUGGGGAUGAAAGUGAGGAGAAAGGAGGAGAUGGAGGUGAUUUGAUGGGGGUGAAGGAAGGGGGGUUUGAGAAGGAGGGGAGUAAGUGGAGUGAGAUUGAGGAAGAAGAGGAAGAAAAGGAGAAUGGGGGUUUUGAAGUGAAUAAUGAUGAGGGUUUUGCGGGCGAAAGAGAAGAUAUGACUGGUUAUGGUGAUGGUUGGGAUGACAAGUGGAAUGAUGGUUCUGGGAAAAAUGUGGCUGAUGAAGGGCAAGGAUAUUAUGAUGACUAUGAGAAUGGUGGUUAUCCGAAGCAGUAUGACGAGGAAGAGCGUUGGCAUAGUAAUGUGGAAGGGGGUUCUGUGGGAUUUACUGAUGGGAAUAAUGGGAGUUACCCUUAUCCGCUGAGGCCUGAUGCUGAGGAUUGUUCAUUCUAUAUGAAGACUGGGGCUUGCAAGUUUGGUUCUAACUGCAAAUUUAAUCACCCGCUCAGGAGGAAGAACCAGGCAUCCAGGGACAUGUUUAAGCAAAGGGAAGAGAAUUUUGAUAGGCCUGGGCCAACAGAAUGCAAGUAUCACUCGACACCUGGUGGUUGCAAAUAUGGAAAAGCUUGUAGAUAUAAUCAUGGCAGACCAAAACCUGCAGUGGCUCCAGUCACAGAGUUUAACUUUCUUGGUUUGCCAAUGCGAGUGGGAGAGAGAGAAUGUCCCUAUUACAUGAAAACUAGUUCAUGCAAGUAUGGACCAAGCUGCAGGUUUAAUCAUCCUGAUCCGACAGUGGUGGGAGGAGGCGACCCUGUUUCACAGGGUAGUAUGAAAGAUUCUAUUCCAGGCUGGUCAUCAGCAAGAACUUUGAAUGAGAAUGCUCCCUACAUACCAGUUAUGUAUCCACCAAGCCCAACUGCUGCUCCAAAUGGAAAAUGGAAUGAAUAUCAGGCUCCUGUAUACCCACCACCCGAAGGCAACCUGCCUACUCCCCCAGCAUUUGCCUUGAGGCCCAUGAACAUUCCAGCAACUGAUGCCAACUUCUACGCAUAUCCUCGGCAGCAGCUGAUAGUUGAUGAAUUUCCUGAACGGCCUGGACAGCCCGAGUGCAGUUUUUACUUGAAAACAGGGGAUUGCAAGUACAGGUCUACCUGUAAAUUUCACCAUCCCAAAACUCGGAAGCCAACCUUUACUCUUAGUGACCGUGGCCUGCCCUUAAGACCUGACCAGGGCAUCUGCUCACACUACAGCCGGUAUGGAAUUUGCAAGUAUGGGCCUGCUUGUAGGUACGAUCACCCAGUAAGUAUUGUUAGUACCGCUGAGUCUGAUCAAGGUCAGCCUCGUCGGUAUGGCAGACUUGGAGAUUCAGAUGGGAACUGGAGAAGGGAGCCUGUGCAACAGUCAAUCUGAGAAUCAUGCAAUAGUUUUAGAAUCCUAAGUUAUAAUGAGCACAAAUACUAAGAACUUUAUCUAGUUGAGCUUAAUACUUCUAGUUCACCUUUUGCCGAGCUCUAACAAACCUUUAAAGAUUGAUUGAUUUGAUGCUUUUGUCAUGGAAAGCUUAACUAUGGCGAGCAUAUCUUGUUUUCAAGAUGUAUGCUUGCAAAAACAUUGGAUGGUAUACAAUCUUUACUGUGAAGUUGACAUAUUA